Messenger RNA from Coregonus clupeaformis (lake whitefish), 303 nucleotides. RefSeq names its product 5-hydroxyisourate hydrolase-like. NCBI's taxonomy places the organism in Eukaryota, Metazoa, Chordata, Actinopteri, Salmoniformes, Salmonidae. The transcript has a single exon. Bases 16 to 303 code for a protein of 95 amino acids. Gene Ontology annotation, biological process: purine nucleobase metabolic process. The record is from RefSeq and is a predicted model, not a curated record.
GUCCCUGGAGCCCACAUGGCCCUCAGCCUGCCUCGCCUGGAUCCCUCCACUUCACUCUGGAACCUUCUCACCACAGGGACUACUAAUGAUGAUGGGCGCUGCCCAGGACUCAUCACCAGAGAAGCUUUCACUCCAGCGGUGUACAAGAUGCGCUUUGAGACGGGCCGAGUCCGGGAGAGUCUGGGAGAGACCUCUUUCUACCCAUAUGUCGAGAUAGGCUUCACCAUAACGGACCACAGUCAGAAGUUCCAUGUUCCUCUGCUCUGCAGCCGCUUCUCCUACAGUCCCUACCGGGGGAGCUAG